CAGAGAGACAGAGGAAAGUGCAAACUGAGGCAGAGGAAAAUGGCAGCUCAUCCAGUCAGCGUGCUUAUCACAGGAGCCAACAGAGGCCUGGGGCUGGAGAUGGUUAAGCAAAUGGUGGAGGCGCCCCAUCCAGUGCGAAAGCUGUUUGCCUGUUGCAGAGACCCAGAUGGACCCAGGGCUGAGGCCUUACAAACACUGGCAAAGAAGCAUCCUGACAUCAUCUCCAUCAUCCGUCUGGACGCCAGUGACCUUUGUAGCAUUAAACAGUGUGCCCAGCAGGUGGGCUCUCUGGUGGGGACGGGUGGUCUGAACCUGCUGAUUAACAACGCAGGCAUCCUGGUCAACGGCACUCUGGAGCAAACCCCUCCCGAGGACGUGCAGAAUUCUUUCAACACCAACGUCAUGGGCCCCAUGAACAUCAUAAGAGAGUUCCUGCCUCAUCUUCGUGCAGCAGCGAAGGCCAGUGGGAUGUCAGGGAUGUCCACCAGCAAAGCAGCCGUCAUAAACCUCGCCUCCUAUUUGGCUUCAAUGGAAAAGGUUAAACCGCACUAUGCUACCUUCCCUGCCAUCUCCUACCGCAUCAGCAAGGCAGGUAUGCACAUGCUGACACUGUGUGCUGCAGAGGAGCUAAAGAAGGAUGAGAUCCUGUUUUCUCUGCUGCUCCCUGGCUGGGUACGCACCGACAUGGGUGGAAAGGACGCCGAGAUUGAUCCUCCGGAGAGUGUGCAAGGGAUGUUUCGUGUGAUGGCCUCCCUGACUGAGGAGCAUAACGGAGCCUACCUGGAUUAUAAGGGUGAUACCGUACCCUGGUAGCUUUAAAGAACUGCUUCAUAUAAUGAUGUCAAUCA
This is a messenger RNA of Epinephelus fuscoguttatus (brown-marbled grouper), 848 nucleotides long. Its product is annotated as C-factor-like. NCBI's taxonomy places the organism in Eukaryota, Metazoa, Chordata, Actinopteri, Perciformes, Serranidae. The transcript has 6 exons. Bases 40 to 813 code for a protein of 257 amino acids. The record is from RefSeq and is a predicted model, not a curated record.